AUGCAAUUUUGUCGUUUUUGGUUAGAACAACUUUUUAAUUGUUCUUUUGAAGAAGCUGAAUUUUUAAUUAUAUUUAAUACAGAAAUGAUUAAAUUACUUUUUGAAAACGACAAAACAAUUCCCCUUCAAUUUCGAAUUAAAAAUAUUUCUAAAUUUUAUUUUUACGAUUUUUUUGGCAAAAAACAAUUAAAAUUUAUUAGUGAUCUUCUUUUUAUUUUUGAAAAAUUUAAAAUUGAAUUUUAUGAAAAUUACAACAAUUUAACCGAAUAUAAAGAAAUUUUAUUGGAAUUAUUAUUAAAUGAAGGGUUAAAAAUUCCUGAAAUUUAUAUUGAUGAACUUAAGGAUUCCUCUGUCUACCAUCAACUUAUGAGGGUAGGUUUAAUGGGUUCUUUCAAAAUUUAUUAA
Molecule: messenger RNA, 405 nt
Organism: Meloidogyne enterolobii
Lineage: Eukaryota; Metazoa; Nematoda; Chromadorea; Rhabditida; Meloidogynidae
Source: the annotation of a GenBank genome assembly